CGUUCCUUCACCAUUCCACCCAGCCAUGUGUUCGUUCCCCUCACACGUGGUGUGCAGCGAAUUCUACUCGUACAAAUGACAGCCCUCCCUCCCCCCUCCCUCCUUCUCUGGUCAUCGCAAGGCCCUCCUCUUCCUCAGUAACUUGUCGACAUACAGGUGCAGCAUACUCACACUCAGCAGACCCGCACUCGCCAUUAUGAACGUCUUGUUGUCCACCACCUGCAGCUGCUUGACGCCCUCGGGCACAGCAUACGACUGACGCCACUCCACUGGAUUGUACCGAACCUGACAGACGGCCAGACAGACACACGGCCAGACAGACAGACAGACAGACAACCACACACACCAACCUAGGACCAUGUGUGUGUGUGUUCCCCACACCCACCCAGUUCACCUUGAUGGGGUAGCCUUUCCUGUUGUUCUGGUAGGCCUCGAUCACUUCGGGCCGCUUCCAGUCUUCGCUUGACUCGUGGCCUUUCUGGUCAAAGGUCAACCGGUGGGAGGUGUGGCCACUGCAUUCCAUGUUGGUGCCUGCACGUCACUCACGUCAAUCUGACUCAUCUCAUCGGCAGACCGUGCGUCAGGGCGUGUGGUGCCUGCCCAGCAAAUCACUCACCUGUCGGUGUGUACUUGUAGUGGAUCUUGAGAAACAUCCCCGGGACGGUGAAGACAGCGGCGAAGAUGAGCCCGUGGGGCCGCAGGUAGCUGACGCCGCUGGACGUGAUCUCCCCCUGCACCUCGGUCCACUUCUCGAUGAUGCGGUCGUGGUUCUGCGUGUGGAUGCCGACCAGGACGCCGCCGGCACCCACGACCAGCCCAACGUUGGACAGAAGCCAUAGGUAUCCAGACAUAGACUCAGCAACACAGAUCAGGUGCAGUCGGCAUUGCUUGCGUCGAGAUCUGCCACGCCGCUUUCGAGGAAAGAGCUCCCG
This is a messenger RNA of Vitrella brassicaformis, 932 nucleotides long. Lineage: Eukaryota; Vitrellaceae. The record is from the annotation of a GenBank genome assembly.